AACUUCCAAAAAUUAAUUCUCCUAAUCUUCUUCUUCCAGUUUACCAGUUUGUUCGUCGUCUCUGGUCUGGAAAGCUGAAGAGGAGCUUCUAAUCUAUUUAUGCUCGAUAACGAAAUCGGCAGCCGAUUAGAACCAGAGAUGCAACAAGGAGAUUACAAUUCCUUCUACCCAUACCCACCUCAUCUGCAAAACCCUAAUCCCAAUCCCAAUCCCAAUCCUAAUCCUCCUUUAAACGAUCACCACCAAACUUCAUACGCAUCAGCUCCUCCGUUCACCACCGCUUACGCCGCCUCUGAUUACCCCGGUUAUCCCCCCAAUUACCCUCCCUAUACUCAAAAUCCCUAUUCCGUCCCUCCUCCCACAGCUCCCUCAUACAAUCCACUGCCGCCGUCUCCUCCCCCUCCUCCUCCUCCGGCUACGACAGCAGCUCCGAACCCUAAUAGUUUGCAAUCUUCCUUUAACUCGCCACCGCAACCUCCUCAACCUUCUUUCCCUCCCUAUGAUUCCAAUGGGCCCUACCAGCCAACAACCACUCAGCAAUCCUAUUAUCCGCCUUACGAUAAGACGGCUUCCAGUUAUGCUCCUCCGCCAUCUUCCUCUUCAUCAAUCCCGCCGAAUUCUAACCCCAGUGUCAAUCCGCCAUACUCCUCCAUUUACACUGCCCCGCCCUAUAAUAAUCCUAUAGGAUCGUCUGUCCCUCCUGCAUAUGAGAAUCCAUAUGAGAAUUCGUUGAAAUUUGAUCAAAGCGUCAGCUAUUUUGAUGAUAAGUAUGGAGGUUAUACACGGAGCGGAUCUGAUUUGGGGCCGGAUCCAUAUGGGAAGCGGCCAGAGAGCAGGUACGAUAUCGGUCGCAAUGAUGGGUAUGGGGAUGGGGUUUAUGCCUAUGAAGGAGGUAAGGUGGAGCCAUACGGGGCCAGGGGCACUGCGCCAAAAUCAUCAACUUGGGCUGGGUUUGACGAUUAUGGCAGAGCUAUUAGCUUUCCUUCUGGGAAGGACUCAUCAGUUGGUUCGGGAUCAGUUAAGAUUGUGCGAGCGGUACCAAAGGCAGAAACGCAGCAGGAUGUUAAGAGUGGGGUCCAAAAGUUCAGGGUUAAGCUGCUGGCUGAAAGCGGAGGCCAGAGCACCAUGGAUGUACUUUGCCAGAUUGGCUUGGAUGGUAUUCGUAUGCUUGAUCCUAGUACCGGCCGGACAUUGAGAAUAUAUCCUCUUGAGAACAUAACAAGAUGCGAUGUAACUGAUUCAUCUACCUUUGCAUUCUGGUCCAAGAGCGCUGUGGAUAUUGAACCAAGACGUAUAAGAUUACAAUCAAAUAGUUACACUACCAAUACACUUCUUGACAUAGUGACAGCAGCAACUGUGCAGCUCAAGGAGAUGGGUGGGAGCAGGAGGCCAACUGAAUCUUCAAAGAUGCCUGAGCAGCCAACUGAGAAGAAAAAGGGGUUUGUUGAUUGGAUGAACUUGAUAAAACCUGGCAAUGAGGAGAAAGAUCAUUGGGUCCCUGAUGAAGCCGUUUCAAAGUGUACAGCGUGUGGGACAGAUUUUGGGGCUUUUGUGCGCAGGCAUCACUGCAGAAACUGUGGAGACAUUUUUUGUGACAAGUGUACACAUGGGAGAAUUGCUCUUACUGCUGAUGAGAAUGCUCAGCCUGUUAGAGUUUGUGACCGAUGCAUGGCGGAAGUGACUCAGAGGCUGAGUAAUGCAAAGGAAGCAGCCAGUAAACCUGCAGGAUUGCAGUCUCAUGAGGAUCUUGCAAGGAAGCUUCAGGAGGAAAUGGAGAAAAAUCGCAAAGCAUCAUCAGGAUCCAAGUCAGAUGGAUCUGGGAGGAGGAUGAGGGAAGUUGCUUGUCCUACGUGCACUGUCCAUUUGCAGGUCCAAGUUCCCAGCUCGGGUUCUGAAACUAUUGAAUGUGGAGUAUGUCAACAUCCAUUUCAAAUCAGUGCUUAUUGAUUUUGCAUAUAGGUUCAUGAGCAGUGAAGGCGCCUAUCCUGAAGUCUCUGGCUGGGAAAAAAAAAACAUAAAAAGUUAGUCCAAUGUAGGGCGAGAUGAUCCUAGUUGAGGAUAUAACUGAAAUGAAGUUGUCAAACAGGCAUCAGAGUUGUACAUGGUUUAAUUAUUUGCUCAUUUUGAUUCACAAUAUGCGCUGUGAAAAUGCUGCUUGGAAGUUUCUAUGGGUUUGUGAUUUUGAAUCAUGAGUUUGUGGUUUGUCUUUUGCUUGUUUAUAAUCAAAUAAAAAGAUUUAUUA
Molecule: messenger RNA, 2242 nt
Organism: Manihot esculenta (cassava)
Lineage: Eukaryota; Viridiplantae; Streptophyta; Magnoliopsida; Malpighiales; Euphorbiaceae
Product: protein FREE1
Exons: 10
Coding region: 100-1947 (615 amino acids)
Biological process (GO): intralumenal vesicle formation; multivesicular body assembly
Cellular component (GO): ESCRT I complex; late endosome membrane
Molecular function (GO): ubiquitin binding; metal ion binding
Source: RefSeq, a predicted model, not a curated record